This is a messenger RNA of Sander lucioperca (pikeperch), 2863 nucleotides long. It is a transcript of the gene fez1, whose product is annotated as fasciculation and elongation protein zeta 1 (zygin I). The coding region runs from base 331 to 1902 and encodes 523 amino acids. The record is from RefSeq and is a predicted model, not a curated record. Gene Ontology annotation, cellular component: cytoplasm; axon. The transcript has 10 exons. NCBI's taxonomy places the organism in Eukaryota, Metazoa, Chordata, Actinopteri, Perciformes, Percidae.
UUUACACUGUAUAGUGUGGUUUUCGUUAAUUUUUAUCACCUUGCAGUUUUUCUGCGCACAUAUACAGGCUCAAAACAAUCCAUUCUCUUCUGGAUAUGUCAGUCUGCUCAGAUAGUAGGUAGAGUAGACAAUAGGAGGAAGGCUGGCGAUGUAAUUUAAUGUACAAGGUAGACGGAUAAACAAUGUGCUACCUUACAGAAACAUCUCCUUCCCCCAUACCUCCUACUCCUCCCCUUCUGUCCUCAUGAAUAUUGGGGAAUUAAUGCGCGGAGGGAGGGAGAGAGAGAGGGAGGGAGGAGGCAGGGACAAAGGCAGAAAGAGAGGGUAGUGAUGGAGGAAAGGGAGGGGGUGAGCUGCUGUCGUCAGAGGCCUGGCAAUGCGCAGGCUCUGUGCGACCUGGGCUGGCUGCCUAUUGAUUGGAACACAACGGGCUGUGGGAGGACGGAGUCGGGCGGCUGUGGGCUAACGGGUGAGGGAAGGGACACAGACCAGAGCGCAAAGCACGCUGCCAUCUUCACCUCCCUGAUUCUGUUUUUCUCUCUUUCCCCCUGGAAUGAGUGUGACGGCUGCGGCUCAUCGGUGGCUUUCGCAGCAGAGGGAGGCUUAGGCACAGAUUCUUCCUCGUCUGAGAAGAUCCGUCCUACACACCGAGCCAUAACGACAGCGGCACGGCUACUGCAGGACACCAUGGAAGCCCCUCUUGUGUGUUUGGAUGAGGAGUUUGAGGACCUCCGGCCCUGCCGCAUGGAUGAGCUGGACCACCCAGUGCUCAAACACUCUUACUCCACCACCACCGCCCCCCUGGCCACCAUCACCCGCGAGGACUUCUCUGAGCUGGAGAACUUCUCUGAGAUGAUGAGCUUCAAGUCGAUGGAGGACCUGGUCAACGAGUUUGACGAGAAGCUCAACGUUUGCUUCCAUAAUUACAACACCAAGACGGAGGGCCUGGCGCCCAUACGCAACCAGUCCCACAGCCAGGAGGAAGAGGAGAGGCUGCAGGACGAAGAUGUGUGGGAUGCUCUAACUGACAACUACAUCUCCACCUGGGACGGCACCGACUCAGAGGGACUCAACGGCAAUCUUUCUGACCAGGAGAUCCAAGAAAAAGAGGACGAGGAGAUGAAUGAGAAGAAUGACAACGCCAACUGCCUGAAGGACGAGCCUCUCAUCACAGCUGAUCAGGUCAUUGAGGAGAUAGUCGAGAUGAUGGAGAACUCUCCAGAUCCCGGCGAAACGGAGGAGGAGGAGGAUGAAGAAGAGAGCAGCCCUUGCUCCAUGACCAACCCCUCCCUGCUGGAGGAGAUCAGGCAGCUGUCGCAGGCCUCCAACAACAACUGCUCCUACGAAGGCCUGAGCCUGAUGCCCAGCUCGGCUCUGGUGGAGCUGCUGGACCGGGUGGAGGCGGCCAUCCGCCAGUACUCAGAGGAGCUGGUCAGCCAGCUGGCUCGGCGGGAGGAGCUAGAGUUUGAGAAAGAGGUGAAGAACACGUUCAUCACAGCCCUGAUGGAGGUGCAGAACAGGCAGAAGGAGCAACGGGACAGCAGCAAACGCCGCCGCCGGGACAAGGCCCUGAGCCUGCAGGGGGGGGGGACGCCACCUGUAAACGGAGGGAACACAGCCUCCACGGGCCACACGGAGAAGACAGGGAGCAUGCCUGUCAAGCGUUUCAGCAUGGAGGGACUGUCUAACAUCCUGCAGACGGGCAUCAGACAGACAUUUGGAAGCACAGGGAAUGAGAAACAGUAUCUAAAUACAGUUAUUCCAUAUGAGAAGAAAGGCACCCCUCCAUCUGUUGACGACCUGCAGAUGCUCACAAAAAUUCUUUAUGCCAUGAAGGAGGACAGUGAGAAGGUGCCUACACUGCUAACUGACUACAUAUUGAAAGUCCUGUGUCCUACCUAAAGCCCCCCCCCCAGGCCAGAGGCCACAGUGUGACAGAGGAUCUUUCCAACCCUCCUCUGGCCCGAGCUGCAUGACCCCGCCCCCCCCAUCUCUAACCAUUAUCAACCAUGGAUCCUCACCAUCGACAUCAUUGUACUCGACUCAACUAGGACUACUGCCUUUCACUGAGCUCACCUUCUCCCGUCCUGCACAUUAAGCUCAGGCCAGACCCAAAAUGCCCGCCAUCUGAAUAGUUAAGCAAGCGGGACAGCCUAUCCCACUUUUAAAGGGACUUCACUAACGGAGCAUGACAUGCUAUUAAAUAUCACAACACCACUUUGGUACAGUGAUACGUUACCGUUGCUUUCCUUUUGUUCCUCUUAACAGAAUCUCAAUGAUGCCAAGAUCAUUCAUAAACUGACCUGUUAACCACUGGGCUCUGUUGUAUUCAUUGAUUUGUAAGAACUAACUACACUGUAAAAUACAUGAAAUACCAUACUACAUCUACAAGUGAUCAUCUCCCCGUAUUGUUUCAGAUGAAACAAAAGCCAUACGCCUUUUUCUGCCAACUUAGUACUGUAGCUCCACGUGGAUGAAAAGAACCACUAUUACGGGUGCAGUGCAUUAUCAAGCUUUUUUUCAUCUCUUCUUUUUUGCUUCACUAUCUGAAUAUCCAGUGCUCUUCUGACUUUUUUGAAAUUUAUUUGACUUUGUAUCGGAAUAUUUGAUAUAAACACUGUUGCUGAUUUUUUUUCUACUUUUAUUUACUGUGUCAUUUGAGUGAAAGGCUUCAGUGCAUUCCACCCUGUGCAGCCCUGUGGAGGUGUAUCACUGAGUUUAAAUAGGAUAAACUAUCAUCCCCUGAUGAGAUGGGCUCAUUUCAAUAAAGACGUGCAUAUUUGACUUCCUUUGCGCCAUGUAGGUGAAUGUCACAUUGCUAAUUGCAAAUUCUAAUAAACAUUUUACCCUUGCGGUGACUGAA